AUCAAUCAUCAAUCAAGAUCUUCCUAAAAUUAAACCACCGCUUCGUUUCAAAGAUCGAGACUUUUCCAAACUUGAAAUCAUCCUUUUGUCUGCUCAUCUCUUGCUCCAUCAACAAUGGCUACCUCCUCCAAUAGAUCUCUGUCCCCGGUGCCGUUAAGGCCACACAGAAGAAGUUUCAGUGGCAGCCCUUCUCCCAACCCUUUUCCGCUCACGAACCCUAGGCGAAGCUUCAACCCCAUCACGCCCGCUAAUAGCCCUGCAGAUUCUGGAAGGAGGGGUUUUCCGGUGAAAGAGGAGGAUUUCGCGGAGAAAGAAAACGAAAGAGCGGCGAAACUCCCGUCACCGGCGAAGGGCUCCAAGAAUUUCAUGUCGCCGACGAUUUCCGCCGCUUCCAAGAUCUGCGCAUCGCCCAAGAAGAAGGUCUUGGUGGACAGAAAUGAGCCUGUUCGGUCUUCAAUCACGUUGUGUGACGGUAAAGCUACGUUCUUUUCAUCGAUUUCUUCAGAAUCUACGGAAUAUUCGAAGCCAAAGCCCGAGAUUACGGGCAUUCUGGACCAUAAGGAGGAUGUUCUUCCAGUUACAAAAGCCUUGAAAAGGGUAAAAUUUGCUGAGGUACCUUUAUAUUGUGAAAAUGUUUCUGAUUCAUUAUCCGAGACAGUAGUAACAGACUCCGAUUGUUUCACUGCUGAAACAUCCUUAAAGAACAUAAGUUCUUGUUCCACUUUGUCUUCUCCUAGUACUAAUAUAGCUCCACUUGAUGCUGAUCCAUCUCCCAGCCCUUAUGAUCCCAAGACUAAUUACCUUUCUCCUAGGCCUCAGUUUCUUCACUACAGACCAAAUCCAAGAAUUGAUGUUCUUAGAAGUUUGGAUAAGGGUGGUGAUAUGGGGGAGCCUAAGCUGCUAGAUGAGAGUUUUAUGUCUGAAAUUGUGUCUGAGAACUCUGACUCUGAGUCUCAGAUGGAAGAUUCUCAGAAGGAAUCUGAGGAUUCUUCUUCUUCAGAGGCAGAGGUUGUAGUAGAAUCUGCAGUUGAAGAAACUGAAGUGGUUGAAGAGCCUAAGUUUUCAGAGGAAGAGGUAGUGGUAGUUAAGUCUUUGGAGGAGGAGGUAGUACUAGAACCAGAAAUUGAUGAAACAGAAGGGGUAGAAGAGCUAGAUUCUGAAGUAGCACUUCCUGUUAGCAUGCCUGGUACUGAUGAAAUGGCUGAGGAAAUCCCAGAUGUAAGAAAGGAAACGAAACGUAGAUUCUAUAUCCAUUCGAAGUUGUUUUAUACUAUUUUCCUUGUCAUGAUUGCUUGUUUAUCAAUCUCAGUGACUGAUUCUCCAAUCCUCAAUGGUUAUGGAGUCAAAGAUUUGAAACUCACCAAUAUCUCUUACUUGGGAUCACAAAUUUCUGUGUUGUUUCAAUCUACUUUGAAUGAUCAGUUGAAGGGGAGUUCGGGUUUUAGUCCAGUACAGUUUGUAGACAUCACUGCUGAUCUUGAAGGGGGUAGUAAAUGGGAGUUAGAAGAGGAUAGAGAGUUUGAGGAAUUGGAAGAAGAUGAUGAGUUGGACAAUGAUAUAGAACCUGAGAAAAUGGUAGAAAAAGUUGAAGAAGAUGAGGUGGAUGAGGAUGUUGAGUCUGAUGUUGAAGGAUCUGAAGAAGAAGAUGAUGAAAACCCUGGAUUUGGUGACAGCAGUGAAAUGGAAUUUGGGGAAAAACUUGAGUUUGAGAUUGAGGUUAAAGAGGAUAAUGCCAAAGCUGAAGAGGCUGAAUUUGAAUUGGAGAAUGAGGUUGAAGAAGAUGUUGGCUCUGCUGAAGCAUAUGAAGGAGAGGUUUAUUCUGAUUUUGGUGCCAACAUGGAAAUGGAAUCUAAAGAAAGUUUUGUGUUAGAAGUAGAGGAUGGUCAGAAUCAAAAGCAAGAGCUCAUGGCUUCUCGCUAUGAUUCUGUUAAAGCUGAUGACUUAGUUGCUGCUGCCUCAAAGGACUUCGAUAUCAAAACCGAAGCUGCUACACCCACUGAUAUUCAGCCUGAAGUAGUCGAAGUGGUUAAAUUCCAGGGCGACGAUAAUGCAAAUCCCCAUACUGAACUUGAAACCGCUUUGUUGGAUGCCAAUCUCGAGAGUAAAAUUGAUGAUUUUCGUGUUGAGAAACCCUCAACUUCAGAAAUGCUGGCAUCUACAAUUCAGCAAAGGAGUUCUACAAUCCUGGGAAUUUCAUCGUUUUUACUAGGCGCAGUGGCAGUUGCAGCGUUCGUCUUUCUCAAACAAAAGAACAAUCCUGCUGAUCCAUGUUUGCCCAAGAACCUAGUAUCAUCAGCUUCUGCAAAGCACAUAGUGGAAGAGAAACAAUCUUCCAAGGAUUGGGAACCAGAAGCCGAUGUUGUUGCAGAGUCUUGCCCCUCGGAAAUGAGCAGCUUUGAAGUGAGCACAUCUCACAGCAGAAAGGAUGCUGCAAUGAAAACCAGCAGAGCUCAGAAACAGGAAAGAAAACCGAGCAAAAGCAGCAGUUCGAGAAGGGAGUCAGUUGCUGCUUCUUCAGAUUACUCUCUCGGUUCGCCAUCGCCUUCUUAUGGAAGUUUCACCACCUAUGAAAGGAUCCCAAUCAAGCAUAGAAGUGGUGGAGGUGAAGAAAUUAUUACACCUGUCAGGCGGUCUAGCAGAAUUAGAAGCAGCAGCCAAGUCUGAAGCAUUUCACCAUGAACUGAAGAACUGAGCUUUCAACAUAACUUUAGGCAUUAGCUUUUAACAUCUCACGUGUGCAGAAGGGAAUUUGUAGUCAGUUUCUGACUGAACUUGAAAUGAUUGUUUGUGGUUUCUAGGAUGUUGGUAGCUUAGGAAAACUUUGCUGUUUUUGCUGGUUUUUUUUUUUUUCUUCACAUUCUGUUUAUAUUUAGUACUUGUGGUUAAGUGUGUUGGAGAUAUAUGAAGUGCGUGUGACCAAGCCAUUGACUAAAAUUUCGCUUGACGAUCUCA
Messenger RNA from Ipomoea triloba (trilobed morning glory), 2952 nucleotides. RefSeq lists its product as uncharacterized. Lineage: Eukaryota; Viridiplantae; Streptophyta; Magnoliopsida; Solanales; Convolvulaceae. The coding region runs from base 115 to 2664 and encodes 849 amino acids. The record is from RefSeq and is a predicted model, not a curated record. The transcript has 3 exons.